AUGGAUCUCUAUGAUGAAUUACCUCAAAGUAAGUUAUUAUAUGAACUUGAAUUUUCUCAGUUGUUAGAUAAUGCUAAGAAGAAUAAUGUUACAACUAUCGAUUUUUUAACUCUUAAUAUAUCUGAAUUAUCAAAGAUAUUACAAAGAUCAGUAGUCGAAGUUAAUAAAUUUCAAUCAAUAUUAGUAGAUGAAUUUAAUGGUCAAUACAAAUCCCAAAAUGUUUUAACUCCUCUUCAUAGUCAAAAUUCUGUAAAAUUACAUUCACAGUUUAUUUCAAGUGAGGACACAAACCCAGCUUGGUUUACUACUGGUGAUAUUAAAAUCGAUGAAAUAUUGGGUGGUGGAAUAUUUAUAAGAGGAAUCACUGAAAUUUUCGGUGAAUCUUCAACUGGUAAAUCUCAAUUGUUAAUGCAACUGAGUUUAACAGUGCAACUACCUUUAGAAAAUUAUGGAUUGAAUGGGAAAUGUGUCUUCAUUACUACUGAAGGUGAUCUUACUACACAAAGAAUACAACAAAUAUUAGCAGAAAACCCUUUAUAUAAUAACGAAAAUGUAUCACUAGAUAAUAUCUUCACGGUGACCUGCAAUGAUUUAACUACUCAGGAACAUAUCCUUGAUGUUCAAUUACCUAUCUUGUUAGAUAGGAAUAAAGAUUCUAUCAAAUUAAUUAUUAUAGAUUCUAUAUCACAUCAUCUAAGAGUUGAAUUAGAAAAUACAUCAAUUAAAAAUUCUCAAGUCAAUAGAUUUUAUGUUGAAAGAUUAGCUGAAAAAUUAUUGUACUUAGCAAACAAAUACGAAUUAUCUGUAGUAGUCGCUAAUCAAGUAGGUAAUAAACCGCUAUUGGAAAAUGCCGAGCCUGUUCGUCAGAUUAUCACAGACUAUGAUUAUCAAGUAGGAUGGUUAGUAGGUUGGAAGGAUUCCAGUAUCUUGUAUAGACACAAAUACAAUUCAAUGGAUAUCUCAACAAGUAACCUUACUAUGUCCAAUGGUGCCAUGAAUUAUAAAGAUAGUUCUAAAAAUUUACAUCAAAGUAAUACUAAUAGUGAUAAUCUAAGAUUUAGUCAGGUUGAUUCAUUUCAGUUAGAGACCAUCUUGUCUGAUGAUGAAGAUUCUAUGUUAAUAGAAAAGGAAGUCAAUAAAUUCAUUGAGGCUUCAAACAGAAUCAAAUCCGUCUCAGAAUCAGCACUCUCAAUACGAUCAUUAGAAAAUAAUGAAUCAGAUCCUAACAAUAACUAUGAUAAUGGUAACUAUAAUAUGAGCGAUAUGAAUAGUAUAGGAAAGUCUAAACAAAAUUUAACUUUAAAUACAGCAGAUAUUGAAUAUUCCAAAGAGAAAAUUAAUAAAAAAAAAUCAGUAAUAAUAAGAAAAAAAAGGAGAUUGGAUUCUAUUGUACCUAAUUUAGGUUUAUCAUGGGCUAAUUAUGUUUCAACAAGAAUACUGUUGAAAAAAUCAUAUAAGGCUUCACCCAUGAUUAAAAGAGGUGAAUUAAAAAUUUAUCAAGGAAUUGAUGAGAGCUCUUUUUGGCAAGUAAAGAGAGAUUUGACUGUUGUUUUUUCAUCAUAUUGUGAGCCCAAAUCUAUUACAUAUGCUAUUACAAAGCAAGGUAUUAAAGCUAUAGAAAUUUAA
Arxiozyma heterogenica is the source of this 1626-nucleotide messenger RNA. RefSeq names its product putative DNA-dependent ATPase RAD57 (gene RAD57). NCBI's taxonomy places the organism in Eukaryota, Fungi, Ascomycota, Saccharomycetes, Saccharomycetales, Saccharomycetaceae. Gene Ontology annotation, cellular component: condensed nuclear chromosome. The record is from RefSeq and is a predicted model, not a curated record. Gene Ontology annotation, molecular function: DNA strand exchange activity; ATP-dependent DNA damage sensor activity; single-stranded DNA binding. Bases 1 to 1626 code for a protein of 541 amino acids. Gene Ontology annotation, biological process: reciprocal meiotic recombination; DNA recombinase assembly; DNA repair. The transcript has a single exon.